GAUCUGCGAAGUGUGUCGGUGAGUCACAGUCCUGUGAGUAAUUUUCUUGGGAUUUAAGGAAAAAUAACUUCGGACAUUGUCAUUUGAAAUAUAAUUCUCGCUGCGUUUAGUUUAAUUCCUGUGAUGUUUUGUCAUUAGAUGGGUUGCCAACAUAACCAGAAACCACACAUUUGCGUAUUAUUUGAAGUUUGAAUCUGCAAUAACUUCAAAGAGGGGACAAGUAUUGGUGUUGCCUAAUCUCACAAGAACAUAGCUGUGACAGACAGGAACCUGUUUUAUACGUUUUGCUUUGGAGAAGAUACACCGUCGUGGAGGGAAGGCUUCCUUGUUCAGUGUGGAAUGCUAGCGGACCGGUGGCGAGCCGAGGCUGAAGGAGCAUGGUGAAGCACCAACCCUUGCAGCAGGUCUAUGAGAAGCAGCUGUGUUUGUCCUUCCUCACUGGGAUCUAUGGCUGCCGCUGGAAACGCUACCAGCGUUCACAUGACGACAGCUCCAAGUGGGAGUGUGCAUGGUUCAUCAUCUUGUGCAGCACCUUCUCCUUGCUCCUCUUCUGGGCUUACUUCUGGUUGGAGGCCCACAAUGACUACAACCAAUUCAACUGGUUACUAUACAACCGUUCUGGGGAAUGGAAGGACGGGACUGUCCCCAUUCUGGCAACCACCGCAGUUGGCUUUAGUUACAUUACAUUUUUAAUGAUUUUAGCACUUUGUCAUAUUUCACUGGGACAGCAGCUGAACCUCUACUGGAUCCACAAGGUUGGUGUGUUGGCUGCCUUGAUCACCACUGUCAGUGGCGUGGUCUCCAUCGAUGACGUCUGGGGGGACGAAUGGGACAUCAUCCUCAUAUCUCUACAGUCCACAGGGCCUUUCCUGCACAUAGGAGCUCUGGCUGCCGUCACAGUGCUGGGCUGGCUAGUUGCUGAACAAGUGGUCCGUGCAGAGAGAACCAAGUUCCACAUGAUAUUGCUGCUGGUUUACCUGAGUGUCCUGCUGGCCCUCUACAUGGCUCCCCUUGCCAUCUCCUCACCCUGCAUCAUGGACAAGAACAGCCUCAAAUCUCGACCUGACGUCAUUGGACGACGGGGAGCGCCAAUGCUGGCUCCAGAGAACACCCUGAUGUCCUUCAACAAGGCUCUGCAGCAGGGGGUUAGCUCCUUGGAGGCCGACGUCACCGUCAGUCUGGACGGGGUGCCCUUCCUGAUGCGAGACCGCACCUUGAAACGGACCACUGACAUCGCCAAAGUCUUUCCAGACAGGCAGCACGAGGACGCCUCUCUCUUCAACUGGACAGAGAUUCGCUCUCUAAAUGCGGGGCAGUGGUUUUUGGAGAACGACCCCUUCUGGACUGUUGGGUCUCUGACAGGGAGGGACCGGAACCGGAUACGGAACCUGACAGUGUGUAGCCUGGUAGAGAUGUUGCGUCUGGCUGCCAGGGCCAACCGGUCAGCCCUGUUGUAUCUCCGCAGACCUCCCCCAGAACACCCACACUACAAGACCUGGAUCAUGGACACCCUGUGGGCCGUCCAGAGGUCUGGGAUAUCACAGAAGAGAGUGACGUGGACACCGGACACAGACAGGGGCCGUGUCAGGGGGCUGCAGCAGACCUCUUUGGAGAAGCUGUCAGUGGAGGAGCUCAGACACAGAGGCAUCAGCAGCCUCACCCUGCGCUACUCACAGGCCAGCAACAAGGACAUUCAGGACUUCUUGGCAAACAACAUGAGUGUGACGGUGUACCCGGUGAAUGAGCCGUGGCUUUACUCAGUGCUGUGGUGCAGCGGGGUGUCUUCUGUCUCCUCUGACACCCCUCAGGUCCUCCGCAAGGUGCCUUACCCCAUCUGGCUUAUGAGCCCAGAUAAAUACUGCUUGGUCUGGAUCACCUCCGAUCUAGUCUCCAUCGCCAUAGUUAUAGGAAUAUUCAUCUUUCAAAAGUGGAGGAUGAGUGGCAUGCAGAACUACAAUCCAGAGCAGAUCAUGCUGAGUGCUGUGGCGCGCAGGCCCAGCCGGGAUGUCAACAUCAUGAAGGAGAAGCUAAUAUUCUCAGAGGUAAGUAAUGGUGUGACCAGUACAGAUGAACAUCUAUAUCCAGAGAAUGGCUAUGACAUUGGGCAGUACAAGUGAGCUGUGUCUCUGUACCUGGAGAAUGGCCAGGACAAUGGUCCAUUCAGAUGAACUGUCUCUAUACCAUGAGAAUGGCUAUGCCAAUGUGCAUAGCCAAGUUGUCUCUGUACCUGUCUGCGCUGGUUGUGACAGCUACACUUAUGACGGCAUAACAUGGUGACCGCAACAGGCAGAAUCACAAUGGCUGCUACUGUAAACAUGGAUGUUUCUACCAACAUGUCGGAACUUUAAAAAGUUCUGAAUGUUCAAUAUUUUGAAGACUGUUGACCUUCUUGCUGGAGUGACUUUUUUAGAAGUUGUUCUGACGGAUCAUGGGAUGUUUUUCUUCGAUAAUUUGUUUAUAUAGCAGAGGAAAAGCGACCUGCUCUGGACAUUGAGUUGAGUUUUUCUGUUAUUUUAUUUUCCCUCAGAGGAUUUUCAUGGUUUGGAGUUCUGAAUACUAUGAUAUAAGACUGAAUUCACUAACAUGUGUGUCCUCUCCUA
Messenger RNA from Oncorhynchus kisutch (coho salmon), 2600 nucleotides. RefSeq names its product glycerophosphodiester phosphodiesterase domain-containing protein 5-like. The transcript is spliced from 16 exons. Gene Ontology annotation, cellular component: plasma membrane. The record is from RefSeq and is a predicted model, not a curated record. The coding region runs from base 378 to 2117 and encodes 579 amino acids. Gene Ontology annotation, molecular function: glycerophosphodiester phosphodiesterase activity. Gene Ontology annotation, biological process: positive regulation of neuron differentiation; lipid metabolic process. Lineage: Eukaryota; Metazoa; Chordata; Actinopteri; Salmoniformes; Salmonidae.